This is a messenger RNA of Lachancea sp. 'fantastica', 2142 nucleotides long. The record is from the annotation of a GenBank genome assembly. NCBI's taxonomy places the organism in Eukaryota, Fungi, Ascomycota, Saccharomycetes, Saccharomycetales, Saccharomycetaceae.
AUGCUUCGGUCGAGUUGUGGUAUCAGCACUUUCCAGAAUGCGAUUUCAACGGGGUUUUUAGGCCCCAAAUUGGGCCACUCAGCGGUAACUACAAGUAUAAGAAUGAUGAGCAGAAACUCGAGCAAUUUUCUCAAAGUUGGAGCUGCCACUCGGUUGCAGACCAUCAAUUGCGUCCAUCAACUGAGAUGGCAACAUACAGGGCCUGCGAAAAAUGAGCAAUCGUUGACGCAGGGCGAAGGAAGCGCAUCUGGGUGGAAAGACAUAAAACGAUUGUUCCAGCUGGCCAAACCCGAAUCCAGAUCGAUGUUUCUGGCACUGGCAUUGAUCAUUGUCUCGAGUUCUGUAAGUAUGCUUGUCCCCAGCGUAAUCGGGAAGCUGAUGGACGUUGCCAAAGAAGAAGAUUCUGACAAUUCAGAAGAUUCGGAAAACUCCAGUCCGACUCCAAUCAUGGAUAAGCAGAUCUUCGGGCUUACCAUGCCACAGUUCUACGGUACUCUAUUUGGCCUGUUCGUUGCAGGGGCAAUGGCAAAUAUGGGAAGAAUUGUGAUUCUCAAAGUAACCGGAGAAAAACUAGUGGCACGCUUGCGUACAAGGACACUCAAGGCAUCAUUGCAGCAGGAUGCGACGUUUUUAGAUAACAACCGGGUGGGAGAUCUGAUCUCGAGAUUGUCUUCAGAUGCCAGUAUCGUGUCCAAGUCGCUAACCCAAAACAUGUCGGACGGAACGCGAUCCUUGAUACAAGGAUUUGUUGGAUUUGGCAUGAUGAGCUACAUAUCUUGGAAGUUGACCUGUGUUAUGAUGGUGCUAGCCCCGCCUUUGGCUGCUAUGGCUUUGAUCUACGGUAAAAGAAUACGAAACCUCUCACGUUCAUUGCAGGCGUCCGUGGGUGGUCUUACAAAGGCCGCAGAAGAACAACUUUCAGCAACAAGGACAAUCCAGGCUUACGGCGGUGAAAAACAGGCAAUUCACCAGUACGCAAAGGAAGUGCGAGAAGUUUACGAAAUUGGAUUCAAAGAGGCACUUACUUCCGGUGGAUUUUUUGGGCUCACAGGAUUAGUGGGUAACGUUGCAGUUUUGGCCUUGCUCUUGACAGGCACAUCAAUGAUCCGUUCUGGGGCCCUCACGGUUGGAGACCUUUCCAGUUUUAUGAUUUACGCGGUUUACACAGGAGGAUCCUUGUUUGGGAUGUCAUCUUUCUACUCGGAACUGAUGAAGGGCGCAGGUGCUGCAGCUCGAGUGUUCGAACUCAACGACCGUCGACCUUUGAUUCAUCCUACUCGCGGGAUCAGCCCUGGAUCCUUGGCUGGCAAAACUAUCGACUUCAACCACGUCAAAUUCGCAUAUCCAACGCGUCACCAGCACAUUAUAUUUCAGGAUUUAAACAUACGCAUACAUGCUGGCGAACAUGUAUGUAUAGUGGGACCAUCGGGUGGCGGUAAGUCUACGGUUGCUUCUUUGCUCCUGCGCUUUUACGAUGUUAACGAGGGCAGCAUCACUAUAGGCGGACAGGAUAUCCGGAAUUUCAAUCUGCGCAAAUACAGACGCCUACUGGGCGUCGUGCAGCAAGAACCACUAUUAUUCAACGGCACCAUUCUCGACAACAUCCUGUAUACGGUACCGGAACACAUCAAACAAGAUGAGACGCUGGUUUCGCAGGCCAUUGGCCGGGCCAAUUGUUCUGCAUUUUUGGCCAGUUUUCCCGACGGUUUGCUAACGCUUGUUGGACCUCGGGGCGCUCAAUUGUCUGGUGGUCAAAAGCAACGGAUUGCUCUUGCACGGGCGUUCUUACUCGAUGCUGACCUUUUGAUUCUAGAUGAGGCCACGAGUGCGUUGGACUCCCGCAGUGAGGAGAUUGUUGCGCGCACGCUAUACUCACGUAGCGCUCGGGGCAAGACCACGGUUUCAAUUGCUCACCGUGUGAGUACAAUACAGCAUAGCUCGCGUGUGGUUGUCCUAGACCGAACUGGGAGGGUGGCAGAAACUGGCACCUUCGAUGACCUCAUCGCCGAUCCCGCUUCGCAGCUAAACAAGCUCUUGCGCAAAGAAGAAGAAACCCCAGAAGAAACUGCUCAGCAGGAGAAUCCAGUACGGGCAGCAGACGCUGUAGAAGGGAAAUCAACCCAGCCGUUUCGUCCAGCUUAA